CCCAACCAGCGGAAAGAAAACAUGUUGAGUAAGGGAUGACAGUUCAUUUCACAGAAAUGUGCAAGUAUGUUCAUUUCUCAACUUCCCCAAACUGGCUGCAGCGAUAGAGGUAGAGGUGAAACGAAUGAACAAGAAAGAACAGAAAAGACUGAAAUCCUUGAGUUUGGAAGAAAACAGUCUCUCUUCAUGACAUGUCCAGUUAACUGCUGGUGCCAUGGCUGAACACAAAAAAGCAGGUAAAAUCAGAAGGCUUGGAGCCAGUCGGAGGCUACGCCGACUCCAGAAGGACAGCAAAGAAGAUGAAGAAACAGACUCUCUUUGUCCACCAGACAUUUUGGAAAGAGUGCAUGAAUUCUUCCAGAAAUGUGAUGCAGACGAAAAAGGGUUUAUUACACGCAUCGAUAUGCAGAAACUGCAGGAAAAUUUUCCAUUUAGUACUGAAGAACUAGAAAUGGUUUUUGACAAGCUUGACAAGCAAGGGCAUGGCUACGUCACCAAUGAAGAUUUCAUUGCUGGUCUAAAAGAAUUUCUCACUGCUAUGCCUCCAAAACCUGGCUACAGCAAAGCAAAGAGAGCCAGAGAGAAUGUAUUCACAUCUCCAAGGUUUAUUGCUCUAGAAGAAGCAGAUGAUGAAGAACAACAGAAUUUCAAGACCCUCAUGGAUCGACUUGGUGCUGAUAACAUCUUUGAAGACCAAUCAGAGAUCUGGAAGCUAUGGACGAAACUAAGACAAGAUGAGCCCCAUCUUUUAGGAAAUUUGGAGGAAUUUCUGUCUAAAGUAACUCAGCAGAUUCGAAAAACUAAGGAGGAAAAAGAUACUUUGGAAAUGACACUGAAAAAAAGAAUAACAGAGCAUAACACUGAGGUUCACCAACUAUACGAAGAAAUGGAAGAACAAAUUACAAGGGAAAAGGAAAGACUUCAUAAUGAGAGCUACAUGAAAAGCAAUGUUUACAGCAAAGAACUUAAGAAAAAACUAGAUGUUAAAAACGAUGAAGUUCAGCAUCUGUUGGAGGUUCAGACUGAGCUGGAGAAACAAUUAUAUGUGCUGCAGAAUAAAGAACAUGCAACAGUUACAGAAAAUGAGGAACUCAAAAGAACAAAUCGUGAGCUGGAAACAAACCUAGAGGGAAUUGGACACCAACUUCAGGAGGCCCAGGAGAGGCUGAAAAUCCUGAGAAGUGAAGCAGCACAACAACAUGUGGAUCAGCAGCAGCAGACCCCCAUAACCCAAGGCAGAGAGAAAGAUGUUACUGAAAGCAGUCUCCAGUUCAUAAAUCCAGAGGAAAUGAGUCAUUACUCAACAACUCCUGAGGAGAGAAGGAAGCAAGCAAUAGCUACAGAACUAUCAUUCCAUUCUGAAGGACCCAUGCUUGGUGACUACUUCUCAGAUACACUUCUCUCAAGCCAUCCAUUUUUAAUUUCUGGUGAUGCCAACUCAUCUCAUCGCCACAGAAUUAUCUCCAUAGAAGAGGACCCAUUACCAGAAUUCAUAAGAGGCUAUAAUGAUAAUCAGCCAGAGGCACCUGUGGAGAAGCAUUUAGAACAAGAAGGAACCUCUGAAGUAGAAGUGACACAACAUGAGACAUCUGGGCAAGAAAUGCUAGAUCAUGAAAUUCAAGAAAAAGAAUUACAAGCAAAUUAUGAGCAAGACACACCAUCUGAAGAAGUCUUGUUAGAGAAAAUUGAUGAUUACAAUGUACUAUCAGAAGAAGCAACAUCAAUAAGGCUUCUUGAUGAUCAUGAUGUGAUAUCAGAGGAAUUCCACGGUGCAACAUUAUUGCCAGACAAAAACAACACACAUGAGUUGGUCCUGAAUGAUAUCAGGAAGGGAAUUUUAGAAGAUGAAGACACAAAACUUAACGACAAAGGUAUGCUGGGAAUGAACUUACUGAAUCAAGAUGUAACAAGCUUUGAUAAGGAAGGGUCCUUGGACAGCAUUUCCAAAGAUACUGCACCUGAACAGGAGCUUUUAGAAAAAAUCAGUAGUCAUGAAAUAUCACCAGAAAGUUUUACUGAACACAGAAUGUUAGGAGAGGGUAUUCCAUCACCUGGAGUACACAAAGGCAAAUCAUCAUCAAAUGAGUUUUCUAGUCAUGAAAGGCAAGCAACUGUAUCUGUUGACAAUGAACCAUUUUCUGUUGUGCUUUCAGAAUAUGAAGAACCACCACAGAACACUCAGAAUACUGAAGUGUUUUCCAACCAGAAAAAUAAAUAUCAAGGCAUACUAGAAGGACACACUCAGAAAUCACCAUCCGUAAAUGAUGAGGUCACAGAAACAAUUACUAAUGUUGAAAAAAUACACAAAGAUGAAAAUGUGCAUGAGGAUGCCCCAGAAAAAAAUUCUGAUAAUCAAGAAAUACACCAGGAUGGAAACAAACAAUAUGGGGUCACAGAUGAAACUUCUGUCAACCAGGAAAUACAAAUGUUUUCUGAUACUCAAGAAAAACACAAAGAUGGACAAGUAGAAGAAGGGUUCUCAGAGAACAUUCCUGAUAGGCAAGAAAUGCAUCAAGAUAAAAAAGUGCACGAGGACCUCAAAGAGAAAAUGUCUGACAUUCAAGAAAUACAUCUGACUGGAAAAAUACACGAGAAGCACAUAGAGGAAAUGUCUUCUAGCCAAACAAUACCAGAACAGGAAGAAAUACAUGAGGAAAUUAAAGACAACAUUUCUGAUAGCCAGUUUAUAAAUCAGGAUGAAAAAGUACCUGAGGGGCCCAUAGAGAAAAUUUCUGAUAUUCAGGAAAUACACCAAGAUGGAAAAGAAUAUGAGGGAAUCAUAGAUUAUGACAAUCAAGCAAUACAGGAGUUUUCUGAUACUCAAGACAUCCACAAGGAUGGCAUAGUACAUGAGGAGGCGAUAAAGAGCUUUUCUGAUAGUCAAGAAAUACAUCAGAAUGGAGCAAUGCACGAAAGGCCUGCUAGCAAAAUUUCUGACAGUCAAGUACAUGAAUUUUCUUAUAGCCAAGAAGUAAACCAAGAUGGAAAAUCACAUGAAGAAAUCAAAACAAAAAUGCAUGAAGUGGUUAUACAGAAAGUUACUGUUAGUGAAGAAAUAUGCACAUCUGGAGAUGUGCACGAAGAGCUCACAGAGAACAUAUCUGAUGAUCAAAACCUACAAGAGGUUGUUACUAACCAAAACAUACAACAGCAUGGAAACAUACUCAAGGGGAUCUUUGGAAAAAAAUCAGAUAGAGAAGAAGUACGUGAGGAUGGCAAAACCAAUGAGCAGGAAAUAAACAAGAUUCAUGAAAGACAAGAAAUAUGUGAGGAUGGAGAUGAACACAAAGCAAAGUUAUGGAACAUUUCUGACAGUGUGGACACAAACAAGGACAUAAGUGAAGUGAAACAGGUAUUAGAAAUUGUAAGCACCAGUGGAUCAUUACCCAGUAAACAUGACAAAGAAGGAAAAGUGGAAGCAAUAUCAGAAAUGAAUAAGGACUAUGAUGUGCGUGACAUUCCCGAAACAACAGUGGAACAGGAAGUGCUGCUGGAAACUGCUUCUACACAAACGGUAAUAAAAGAAUCACCUUUCCAAGAACAUUUGCUAGAUGAAUCCAUAAACAAAAAAAUAAUUAUGGAGGAUGCAUCUGCACAGGAAGUACAUUCUGAUCAAUUACCCAAAGAGGAUGCAAAAUUACAGGAAAGUAAUAAACACGAUACACUACUAAAUGAAGUGCCUAGCCCAGAAACCUCAUAUGAGGUGGACUCUAUUCUGAAAACUCCAGCUUUAGACAUUUUGCCAGAGGAGGUUAACAGAACAGAAUUAGUAAUGGAGGAGAUUCCAAGGGAGGAAAUGCCACCUGAAAAACCUGCAUACCAGGAAGUACCAGCAGACGAACUCUCGGACCAGAUGUUACAGCAAGAGAACAUUAUUAAAGGGGAAAUGCACACUGAGAACAUUAGUGAUGAGGAUACUAUGGUAAAGAUACAAACAGAGCCCCUAAAUGUAAAAACAGCAGUCCCAGAAAAACCUGCACUUCAAGAUUUUAUAACUAAGGCUGAGGUACUGGAAACAGCCAAUGGCACUAAAACUGAAGAAACAUACCGAACGCUAGGACAGGAAGCUGUAGAUGCUGAGAAAGAUACAAAACAAAAUCCAGAUUAUGUUUAUCACUUGGUAUUUGUUGGAAAUUCAAAUGCUGGAAAAACAACAUUUUUGUGUCGAGUUCAUGAAAAUAUAUUUUUCGCAGGAUUGGCAACAACUGUGGGAGUGGAUUAUCGAAUUAAAACCUUAAUUGUGGAUGACAAGCUAUUUGCUCUACAACUGUGGGAUACAGCUGGACAAGAGAGGUUCCACAGCAUCACAAGGCAAUGCUUCCGAAAGGCAGACGGGGUGGUUGUCAUGUACGAUAUCACUUCUGUGACCAGCUUCACUGCAGUACGGAACUGGAUAUCUUCAGCUCAGGAUGGAGCUAGUGAAGAUGUACCCAUACUGCUUCUUGGCAACAAGCUUGAUAUGUCACAGAAAAGGGAUGUACCAUUUGCAUCAGGAGAACAUUUAGCCAAGGAAUACAACCUGCCGUUUUAUGAAUGCAGUGCACUUUCUGGGGAAAAUGUCAUAGAACCACUGAUCCACUUUGCCAGGGUGCUGAAAGAACAUGAAAAGAUCAUGAAAGAGAAGGCGGUAACACUGGAGGAACAGCCACAGGAAAAAGAGGAGAAGAAGAAGAAGAGUGGGUGUUGUUCCUAAAAUGACUACUUAUGCAAUCCUGCUCUGCCAUGUAAAGGGGAAAAUUAAUAUUUAGAACUGCCAUACAAGCCAGCUAAAGCAAUUCGCAAAACAGUGGCAUGCAACUUGGUGGCAUUAACUUUAGAACACUUUUUUGUGGGCUUCCUUAAUCAAAAUUCAUAAAAAUGUAAAAAAAAAAAAAAAAGGGGGGGUACAGUGCAGAAAGUAGCAUCAUAUCAUUUCUAUAUGUAAAUGCAAAUUGGUUUGUCAUCUUAGUGUUAUAUAGGCUUUUACUAUAAAUAUAGCCUUAAGAAUAAUCUUAACUUUUAUCUGCAAGACAGCAAAUAAUUGAAUAACAAAGAUAAGAAUCCAAAUGCACCUUUUUUGAGGAAUGUUUAUCAUAAGAAUAACUGCUGCAGAAGUUUCCUUAGCUAGAUUUUUAUCAGUAGUGGGAUAUCCCUGUAGGUGUGUGGAUGUGCAGUUCCAGCUGUGCCCAUCAGCAAGAACUUGUGUCUAAAGGACAGUGCAUGUGUACCCUAACUGCAUUCUCUUUUUGCUGUCCAAAGUUAACUGCCCUGCCUUCCCACACUGUGGUUCACUAGAUGCUCAGUCAUGCACCGGACUGUCAAUCCCAGCAUAGCAGGUACACUAUUUCUAUUGCUUUUUAUACUCUAAUUGAAGACCUCAGCUCAAAGACCUAGAAAAAUGCAAGGUUUCUAUGAAAAUAAGUUAGUUGCCCUGAUUUCUCAAUCCCUCCUGUCUCAGUUUCUGUUUUUACUCCUUCUCCAAAGCAGAGGAAAAUUACUAAGAAUACAUUUUUUUGAAAUGUCCACUAAAAAAUAGAAGAAAUAAUAGAGGAAAUCUUUUGUUCAUAAACCUAAAGACUAAAAACAAUGAAUCAGACAUCUGAUUCACUAGAGAGUCAUAUGCUUUAAAUGAAAGUCACAUGAACUUUAUUCACCAAAAUGAAGUAUGCUGAUAGUCCAUAUGCUGAGGCUGAAGUCACUAAAACCAUUGAAGUCCCUUCAUUAUCUCUUCAUUUGAACAUUUCUUUAACCCUCUGCUUACAAACCCAAACUUUCAGCCACAUUCUCCUAGAAAAGUCCGUAUGGCAUCCAAGACCAAUUUAAAUAUUUUACACAAAUAUCAUGCGACUAAUUCUACUGUUGUGGGUUUUUGUAUUUAAAAUAUCCAUUCUUCUGUUCCUUACAUUUAUAAUGCGCAGUAUGUAUUCACUCAUAAAUUAUGUAUGUAUGUAUAUAUACAUAUAUAUAUAUAUAUAUAUAUAGAGAGAGAGAGAGAGAG
Molecule: messenger RNA, 5977 nt
Organism: Protopterus annectens (West African lungfish)
Lineage: Eukaryota; Metazoa; Chordata; Ceratodontiformes; Protopteridae
Product: golgin subfamily B member 1-like
Exons: 16
Coding region: 215-4693 (1492 amino acids)
Molecular function (GO): GTPase activity; GTP binding; calcium ion binding
Source: RefSeq, a predicted model, not a curated record